Messenger RNA from Myxocyprinus asiaticus (Chinese sucker), 4447 nucleotides. Its product is annotated as feline leukemia virus subgroup C receptor-related protein 2-like. Gene Ontology annotation, molecular function: heme binding; heme transmembrane transporter activity. Gene Ontology annotation, biological process: heme export; transmembrane transport. The record is from RefSeq and is a predicted model, not a curated record. Gene Ontology annotation, cellular component: membrane. Bases 143 to 1636 code for a protein of 497 amino acids. The transcript is spliced from 11 exons. NCBI's taxonomy places the organism in Eukaryota, Metazoa, Chordata, Actinopteri, Cypriniformes, Catostomidae.
UUCUGAAUCCAUCUUUGCACUGGAUCGCUGUUAUUUAGUCGGUCGGAAUGUGAUUCUUUUACGGCUGAUUCACGCAUCACCGACGCGCUUUAGAGUUCAUAAGCACCGACGUGGGGAUUUGAGCGGAUUUCAGAAGCACAAAAUGUGCGAAAAGGGCGACAGUCACGUUGGAGAAGACGAAGUGAUUCACACGGAGCAGACGAGAAGCUCCGAUCUGAACUCUGAUCACACUGAAAUCACCGAAUGCAAAGACACCGGCACAGUUCCCACUCGUUUAUACCGGAGGAGAUGGCUCAUAGUGUUCCUCUUCAGCUCGUACUCGCUGUGCAACGCCUUCCAGUGGAUCCAGUAUGGAAUCAUCAACAACAUCUUCAUGAAGUUUUACAACGUGACUUCCUUCGCCAUCGACUGGCUCUCAAUGAUCUAUAUGUUGACUUACAUCCCCUUCAUCUUUCCAGUGACAUGGCUGUUGGAUCGGAAGGGGCUGCGGGUGAUCGCGCUGGUUGCCACAUCCAUCAACUGCGUCGGGACGUGGAUCAAAGUGGCCAGCGUUCAGCCCAGCCUGUUCUGGGUCACGAUGCUCGGACAGUUCGUCUGUUCAUUCGCGCAGGUGUUCAUCCUGGGAAUGCCGUCUCAGAUCGCGUCCGUGUGGUUCGGUUCGGAUGAGGUGUCCACUGCUUGCGCCAUCGGCGUGUUUGGAAACCAGCUUGGCAUUGCUAUCGGCUUCUUAGUGCCACCCGUUCUCGUGCCCAAUGUUGAUGACAUCAAUGAACUGGCUCAACACAUCAGCAUCAUGUUCUACAUCACAGCUGGAGUGGCAACCGUUAUAUUUGUGCUGGUCGUGUUUGUGUUUCAGGAUAAACCAGAAAUCCCGCCGUCUGCGGCUCAAGCGGCACUUAGAAAUGCUCCUGCGGGUCAGUACUCAUACACCGCAUCUAUAAGGAGACUGCUCCUCAACAAACACUUCAUCCUGCUCAUCAUCACCUACGGACUAAAUGUGGGCUGUUUCUAUGCCAUUUCCACCCUGUUGAAUAGAAUGAUCAUGGAGCAUUACCCCGGUGAAGAGGUGAAUGCUGGGAGGAUUGGUUUGAGUCUUGUUAUCGCUGGGAUGGUCGGCUCUCUCAUCUGUGGAAUCUGGCUGGACAAAACUAAGACUUACAAAAAGACAACACUCUCAGUUUAUCUGCUGUCUUUUGUGGGGAUGGUCAUCUACACUUUCACCCUGGACCUAGGUCAUCUGUGGGUCGUGUUCCUCACGUCAGGAGCGCUGGGGUUCUUCAUGACGGGUUAUCUGCCACUGGGUUUUGAGUUUGCAGUGGAGCUCACUUAUCCAGAAUCAGAAGGCACUUCAUCAGGACUGCUCAAUUGCUCAGCACAGAUGUUUGGAAUUGCAUUCACCAUCAUUCAAGGCAAAAUCAUUGAUCACUUUAGCACAUUCGCUGGCAACAUCUUCCUCUGUGUUUUCCUCCUCAUCGGCUCAGUCAUGACAGCAUUUAUCAAAUCUGACCUGCGCCGACAGAAGGCCAACCAGCAGUCUCGCUCAGAGACCAAUGCUAAUUCAAGCAACUGGUCUUCAGUGCAGCAUUAUGGGGCUACAAUACCCUACAGCCCCUUCCAGGAGGAGUUUCCACAUUAACCCACCAGCAAUGCCCACCGCAACCUCGACGGUCCAGAAAUCAUCUGAACACCCCGAAGAUGCAAAACCGUCACCAGUGAAAGAGGUCAAGAUGUGAGGAUGGAAAACCAUCGUUACACUCUUCAAUAUGUGCAUUAACACACAGACUACCAUACAUUACACUCCAUAAAAGACAUUUACAAAUACGAGCUGCUUAAAGACUUUACAUUCCAAAUGUGGCUUUAUUGAAACAGAAAUGCAUUUGUAAUUGGAACAUAAGUGAAGUAAUUUGAUCAUGCAUUUCUUUACACAACUAAUAACCAUAAAUUUCAGCUCAAUUGAUAAGAAUGCUGGAAAUCAAUAUUAACAGCCUAAGCACAAGUGAAGGAACUUUUUGUUAAAUCUUGACAAGCUAUCUACUGCUAUUGUCCUACAAUAUUCUUUCAAAUGUAUUGAUAUACUAAAAUAAGUUAUGUCGAAACACACUGUGUUUUUUAUAAGAACUGUUGAGAUUCGUUCUGUAAACAACAUUUGCAUUGCUUUUAUUAACAGUGGACAUCUGUCAGUUCAUGUACUGAUGAAGAGCUCUGCAGUUAUUACUGAGGUGGAAGCAUCUGUUUUCUAGAUGUAAAUACUACUGAUUCAUUUAAAGCUAUUUUAUUAUCUUUUAAAUGUAUUGCAUUAUUUUAUUUAUUUUAUUACUUUUGAUGGGAUGGGGCUAGAUUUUCAACCACUUGCCCACCCUAGAGAGCCCCCCCAGUAGCUGCUUGAACCACCCACUCUUAUUUAACCCAGAAAGUUAGCAAUAAUGCCACCUUUUUACUGCAUCUGACAAACGACAGACGAUACACCGAAAGUCAGUCGUUUCCAUUGGAGUCGCACGGGGGAUGUGUGGAGAUCCGACCAUCUGCGGAUGCAACAUUUUCGGAUCCAAUAGAGCUGAUCAGCCGUGACGUCAAUUUGUAGGCAAAUCCGGAAGGCUAAUUUGCCAUGGGUUCCCUUAGGGUUUUUAUAGUGGGGUGUUUUAGUUUCUGAGUAAAAGAAAAUCUGUGGUAAAAAUUACUUGAAGAUACUUUGACGUUUUGUUCUACAAAACAAAUUACACAGUCAUACCUCAAACGUGAAUUUUGAAGCCGUCAUGUUUUUGCCAAAUGUUCGUUGCUAACAAGUGGCUAAAUAAGGACUACAACUACCACAAGCAUUGUGCAUGACUGACAAAAUGGAAAAAUGUUGUAGUCCUAAUCUAGCAACUUUUCAGCAAUACAGAACAAAACGUCCAAGUAUCUUCAGGUAAUGUUUACCACAGACCUUAUUUUAUUCAUAAAUCCAAAACUGUUAUUAUAAAAUCCCAUAGAAAAAUCCAGAUACCAUGGAUUCCAUGGCUCGAAAAUGCUAAUUCUCUUCUGUGUUUUUGGACUAUUAGAGCUUGUUGAAAUAUUUCUUGUGCGACUUGACUGGAUGUGGCCGUCAACAUUCAAAACUAUGAGCGUGAAGUGAGAAACGUCAACGUUUUUGUCUUAAACUUUAUUUUUGAAUGCCUGGUACUUUGGCAGAUUGGACGGAUUUGAACGUAGUUCGAAGUCCGAAAUGACCAUUUACACUGCAACUAUCACAAAAGGUAUUUGUAUAUGUGUGUGAAUACAUGUGUAGGACAACGUGUAUCAUUUAUUUCUGCAAAAACAUGCAAAAUCUUCAUAUUUUAAUCAUACAGUAUAUAUGUGUUUGUACUUCCUAUUUGCUAAAUUAUUAUUAUCAUAAUGACUAAUAUUAACAGUAAUAAAAAUACUGAGUUUAAUUAAUCAUGAAUUUGAUUGAAUUCAUCCAUCUGCUCAACGAAAUCAUACUCAGCAAUGUCAUGGUGCAAACCUCAGAAAAACAAACCCACAAAACCAAUAUUUUUAAAAAUUUUCUCCAGAGCUUUUUUCAAAGAUUUUCAUCUUUCUAUAUGUCUCAAGGGACUGGGUGCUCUGAUAUCAUGAUUCACGAGUGUCUUCUCCCAUGCAACAGAUACAAUCCUUUGAUCACGACUGUCACUAGGGGCGAAAUAAGACGGUCAUACAAAAAUGUCGUAGACAGUAAAAAGGUGGCUUAAGUUCCUAAUGAAUGUAUGCCAGACGAUCACAGAAGAUUCACGCACAAUGAGAAAUUCUGCAAGUUUCAGCAGUUCCUAAAGCUAAUUUUGACAAAAGCUUUCUACUUUCAAAGCAUAUUUACAAGGGUUUAUAUAUGUUUUUGUGUGUUAUGUAGUGAGAGGUUAUGAAUCAGACCGAUAGCAUCCUAUUCAAUGUCUGUACAGGUGACAGAUCAGACUGCACACUUUUGUGAAUUUGAUUCCUUAAGAUAAUUGAUUUUAUUAGUUUGUUAUGGCUUUAAAUAUCCAGAACUGUUGUGUUCUCUAAUCUGAUGCGUGUGACAUUUAUAAAUGAUCUUUAUUGUUAGAAAUUCUAUGUAUUACAUUGUGUAAUUCCUCUGUUUUGUUGUUGUUUGCAUCUUACAGUAUUUGUAAAGAAUCAUUUUAAAUAUACAGUAAUCUGUCAACUCUACAUAGUGUUGGAUCAUGAAUCACUUAUUCAAUAAUAAAGAGUGAUAACUAGUUUUUUCAAAGUGUUAUUUUUGUGAGCAUGUCUUGUAUUUCCCCUGAAACAUGUACUGUGUGUACUCUGCAUGUUAGCAGGUCAGGUGAGUGUUUAACAUGCAAAUGAGUCAUGUAAACAUCAUUAAUAACAUGCAUUCCAGGGAAAGCCCUAUUAGUAGCCUAACCAGUAAUAUAUGGGCAUUUCUUCAACUUCAGCACAGUUAGCACAUUGAAUUUAUAGAAAGUAGAGUGCAACA